CUGAGGCAGCCCUGUUCAUGUGUGGGAAGUAGGCAGAAUCAGGCAUCUGCCUACACUCCACUUCUGCUUUCUCCAGGAAGUGAGCAGAAACCCAGCUCAAAUGAUUCAUAGUGAAACACCCUUAAGGACUGAAGCUUCUGGGCUGGGUCCUCUUCCCCUAAGCCUGAGGGGCUGUGUCUGGGUAUGGGGGCACCCACGCCAUCUGACGUCUGCAUGCUCUGAAGGACACACUCCAGAUCUGCUUUGCUGAGGUAUGGAGGCGAAAGACGUCUCAAAGGCUGAAGACAGGGCUGAGGAUCCAGGUUCUGAAAAUAAAGGCCAGCCUGAUGUUGCCGCUCCUGACCUCCCACAAGGAGGGCAGACCCCUGGCCCCACUGCCCUCUGGGAGAUGCUAGAACGGAAGUUUCUGGAGUACCAGCAGUUGGAUCCCAGAAGCCCAGCUGAACGUCAGAGAAGCCUGUUGAAUCUUCUCCCACAGUUCUUAAAGGCCUGGGAACACUCUGUGGGGAUCAUCUGUUUUCCCAGUCUCCAAAGGCUGGCUGAAGAUGUUUCUGAGCAGCUUGCCCAAGAAAUACAGAAGGUACUGGUGGGAAAGCCUGCAGAGCAAGCGCGGGUGGCAGCUGGGCAGUUGCUGCGGUGGAAGGGGGAUGCAGAUCAGGAUGGCUACUUGCUCCUGAAGUCAGUGUACGUGCUCACGGGGACAGAUUCGGAGACGCUGGGCAGAGUUGCUGAAUCUGGGCUCCCAGCCCUGCUCCUCCAGUGCCUUUACCUCUUCUUUGUCUUUCCUCUGGAAAAGGAUGAGCUUUUUGAGAGUGAUAUUCAAGUUCAGAGGAUGUUUGUGCAGAUGUUGAUCAACAUUUGCAGUGAGACUCAGGGUCUGGAGGGACUUCUCUCGGGAAAUGAACUCCAGUCUCUGAUGAUUGCCACAACGUGUCUCCGAGAGCACAGCUGCUCCUUUUGGAAGGAGCCCACCUUCUGUGUGCUGAAGGCGAUCUCUAAGGCCCAGAACCUCAGUGUCAUCCAAUACCUGCAGGCCAUGGAUUGCAUCAAGAUCUCUCUGCAGAACCUCUCCAGGCUUGCAGAUGCUCUCCCUGUUCCUGAGGUGAGCGAGGCCAUGAACCUCGUCUUGGGCUUUGUGAAGGACUCCUACUCCAUCUCCCCGGCUCUGUUCCUGGAGUUUGAGAACGGGGAGGGCUAUCCUCUGUUACUCAAAGUGUUACUUCGGUACGACGAGCUGACCCAGACUGAAGCAGACCCCCACCUGGAGGAGCUCCUCGGGCUGGUGGUGUGGCUGACAACCUGUGGGAGGUCAGAGCUGAAGGUGUUUGACAGCGUCACUUACCCACAGCUGGAAGGUUUCAAGUUCCAUCAUGAGGCUUCUGGGGUGACUGUGAAGAAUCUUCAGGCCUUCCAAGUCCUGCAGAAUGCUUUCCACAAAGCCAGUGACUCCAUUCUUUGCACAAAAGUCCUGUCGUCCAUCAGGGCCAUGUGGGCCUGGAAUGCCCGCAACUUCUUCCUGCUGGAGUGGACCCUGCAGCCCAUCUCGCAGUUUGUGGAGAUUGUGCCCUUGAAGCCGACCCUGGUGCAGAUGCACUUCUUCCAGCUGCUGGAGGCCCUGGUGUUUGAGCUGCAUUACGUGCCCCAUGAGAUCCUGCGGAAAGUGCAGCGCCUGAUCAAGGAGAGCCCUGAGCCACUCUUCACCCUCGUGGCUCUGCAGAGCAUCCUCAGGAUUGCCGGCGGGGACCCGCUCUUCACAGACAUCUUCCGGGACUCGGGGCUCCUGGGCCUGCUGCUAGCCCAGCUUCGGAAGCAGGCCAAGAUCCUGAGGAAGUCAGGAAACAGAGAGUCCAAUCCUGGAGUUGAGGAUACAGAAAGAGAACUGACUUGUGUGAUGCUGAGAACUGUGGUCACACUUCUGAAAGGGUCGGUUCGAAAUGCAGUUGUCCUGAAAGACCACGGCAUGGUGCCCUUCAUCAAGAUCUUCCUGGACGAUGAGUGCUACCGGGGAGCCUCACUCAGCAUCUUAGAGCAGCUCUCAGUCAUCAACGCCGAGGAAUACAUGAGCAUCAUUGUGGGCGCUUUGUGCUCGUCCACUCAAGGGGAACUGCAGCUGAAACUGGAUCUCCUGAAGUCUCUGCUCCGGAUCCUGGAAACCCCCAAAGGCCGAGCUGCUUUCCGAGUCUCCAGUGGGUUCAAUGGACUGCUGUCCCUGCUCUCUGACCUGGAGGGAUCCCUCCAGGAGCCGCCACUGCAGACGUGGGGGGUGGUGUCUCCCAGCCAGACCCUGGAACUGGUCCUGCACACUCUUUGUGCCCUGUCUGCGGCACUGCACCUAGACCCCGUCAAUGGCAACUUCUUCAGGAGGAACGGGCUCUAUGAGAAGCUGGCAGAGGACCUCUGCUUGCUGGGCUGUUUUGGGGCCGUGGAAGAAGAGGACGCCCCCAUGCACUCCUGGGAGGACACCAAGGUCAGGCCAUUUGCUGACCUGCUGAGUGCGGCCUUUUCCUCUGGCAGCCUACUUCCACCCAAGAUACAGAGCUGCCUCCAGAUCCUCGGCUUUCUGGACAGCAUGGCCCGAGGCACCCUCCACCUGCGCAGGGACCUGAAGGACUCCCCGAGGGCCAGGCAGGAGCCAGUUGUGGAUGCCCAGAGUGGUGAAACCAGCAGUCACCCCCAGGGAAACUUCAAGCAGUGGCCAGACCUGGAGGAGAGGACGGAUGAAGGCGACCCUGUGAUCAUGCACCCCGGGGUCCUGUGCAUCAUGGUGAGGCUGCUGCCUCGGCUGUACCAUGAAGACCACCCUCAGCUUUCUGAGGAGAUCCAGUGCUCCAUGGCCAGUCACAUCCAGUCCCUGGUGAAGUCGCAGAAGAACCGUCAGGUCAUGUGUGAGGCAGGGAUGCUCAGGACCCUCAUGACCUCCUGCCACCAGCCUCUGAGCACCGGCAACAGCCCCUUGCACUCAAGGCUCAUCAGGAUUUUUGAAAAGCUAGCUUCCCAAGCCAUUGAACCGGAUGUAUUAAGACAGUUUCUAGGUCUUGGAAUUCCUUCACCUCCAUCGGCUGCAACAAAAGUCCUCAAUUCAUCUCCUGUGCACGGAGGGGACCCUGGAUGCUCAGGGUCACAGGCAGCAGCACCAAUGCCUGCCGAGGGUCCUGCGGCUGCCGCCCAGGAUGCCAGCCCCCACCCAGCAGUCACACAGGCCUCCAGGCCCUCAGGACAGACCCAGGGCUCCACCACUGCCCUUCAGACAGCCCUGAGUCUCAUCUCCAUGACCUCACCACGCAACCUGCAACCUCAGAGGGCGGCCCUGGCUCCAUCGUUCGUGGAAUUUGACAUGUCCGUGGAAGGUUACGGCUGUUUGUUUAUUCCGACCCUGUCUACGGUGAUGGGAACCAGUACCGAGUACUCAGUCUCCGGAGGAAUUGGGACAGGUGCUGCCAGGUCCUUCCCUCCGUCCGGGGGCCUGACCUUCUCCUGCUGGUUCCUGAUCAGCAGGCACAGUGCGGUCACCGAGGGCCACCCACUGCGCUUCCUAACCCUGGUGCGCCACCUGUCCAGGACCGAGCAGCCCUUCGUCUGCUUCUCUGUCAGCCUCUGCCCGGAAGACCUCUCCUUAGUUGUGUCUACAGAAGAGAAAGAGUUUCAGCCCCUGGAUGUCAUGGAACCCGAGGAUGACCUUGAGCCUUCUGCAGGACGCCAGCUUCGCGUCCGGUGUGGCCAGCUGCUGGCCUGUGGUCAGUGGCACCACUUGGCUGUGGUUGUCUCCAAGGAAAUGAAAAGGAACUGUACUGUUUCCACCUAUCUGGAUGGACAGGUCAUCGGCACAGCCAAGAUGUUGUACAUUCAGGUCUUACCAGGACCAUUCCUUUCAAUGGAUCCAUCCUCAUUUGUGGAUGUUUAUGGAUAUAUUGCUACCCCUCGAGUUUGGAAACAAAAGUCAUCAUUAAUAUGGCGUCUGGGCCCUGCGUACCUCUUCGAAGAAGCCAUCUCAGUGGAAACUCUGGAAGUUAUUAACAAACUUGGCCCAAGAUACUGUGGUAACUUCCAAGCUGUGCAGGCCCAAGGAGAGGAUCCUAGUAUGGAAGUUUUGCCCCUGGUUGCAGAGGAAAGGGUUUCUUUUGGUCUUCACAUCGCCAGCUCCUCUGUCACCAGUGCUGCAGACAUCAGAAACACAUACAAUGAGGUGGACAGUCGCCUGAUUGCCAAAGAGAUGAACAUUUCAUCCCGUGACAAUGCCAUGCCUGUGUUCUUGCUGCGAAAUUGUGCCGGUCACCUCUCCGGUUCUCUUCGAACCAUUGGCGGCGUGGCUGUGGGCCAAUUAGGCGUAAGGGUGUUCCACUCCAGCCCUGCUGCCAGCAGCCUGGACUUCAUUGGCGGGCCCGCCAUCCUCCUGGGUCUCAUUUCCUUAGCGACGGAUGACCACACCAUGUACGCGGCUGUGAAAGUCCUGCACUCGGUCCUGACCAGCAAUGUCAUGUGUGACUGCCUGAUGCAGCACAUCUGUGGGUAUCAGAUAAUGGCGUUUCUCCUGAGGAAAAAGACCUCUUUCCUAAACCACCGCAUUUUUCAGCUGAUCCUGUCCAUCGCUGGCACUGCAGAACUGGGCUUUGGGUCCUCUGCUGUCAUCAACGUUGGUGUCUUCCAGCACAUCCUUUGCAAUUUCGAGCUCUGGAUGAAUGCUGUGGACAACUUGGAGCUCUCCCUCUUUUCCCAUCUUAGGGAAAUCCUUCAAUCAUCAAGGGAAGGACCCCGGAAUGCUGAAGUUGCUCAUCAGGCGAGGCUUAUUCCCAAGCUCGUCUUCCUCUUCAAUGAGCCAGGCCUCACCCCCUCCAAGAUGCCCACCAUCAUUGCCAUCCUAGGCUGUCAGCUGAGGGGCCACUUCAGUCUCCAGGACUUGCUCAGAAUCGGGCUGUUUGUUGUGUACACCCUCAAGCCUUCGUCGGUGAAUGAGAGGCAGAUCUGCGUGGACGGAGCCGCGGACCCCUCCAUGCCCGCUGGAAGCCAAACAUCUGGAAAGACAAUCUGGCUCAGAAACCAGUUGCUAGAGAUGCUGCUCAGUGUAAUAUCUUCUUCCCAACUUCAUCUGUCCUCUGAGACAAAGGAAGAGAUAUUUCUGAACCUGGGGCCCGACUGGUUCCUGCUCUUUGUGCAGGGUCACCUGCACCCCAGCACGGUGGUGCUGGGAUUGAAGCUGCUGCUGCACUUUUUGUCAAGCCCCUCCCUCCUCGGGCGAUUUAAAGAUGGCCUGUCUGCAGGGUCUUGGGUGGAACGCAGCUCCGAGGGUAUGGACAUCAUGAUGGAUAACCUGAAGAGCCACCCUCCCAUGCUUGACCAGAGCUCCUGCCUGCUUCCUGGGUUCCGAGUCUUGAGCGACCUUCUGGCCCACCAUGUUCAUAUUCCGGAAGUCUACCUCAUCGUGUCCACCUUCUUCCUGCAGACGCCACUGACAGAGUUGAAAGAUGGGCCCAAAGACAGCCUGGAUGCUAUGCUUCAGUGGCUCUUGCAUAUGCACCGCAAGGAAGAGGUCGUCCGGGCCGGGCUGUGCACUGAAGGUGCCCUGCUGCUCUUGGAAAUGCUGAAAGCCACCAUGAGCCAGCCCCCUGCAGGUCCUGGAGAGAGCGACUGGGAACGGACUUUCCCGGCCAGCGUGCUGCAGUUCCUUGGCCUUGUGCACAGCACCUACCCCCAGGAUCCGGCCUGGCGGUCCCCGGAGUUCCUCCAGACCUUGGCUGCAGUCACCUUUCCCCUGGGAACCCAUAAGGGGGCCAUGACCGAGUCCGCCCAGAAUAUCAGCAGUCCCGAGGCCGAGACUGAAGGUGACAGCACGGUGGAGGGUCUACAGGUUCCUGCUGAGUCACAUCCCACCCAGAAGCAGCUGAGGGAAUUCAUGCAGCUACUCUUGAGGGAGCUCCUGCUUGGGAGCUCCAAUCCCAAGCAGUGGGUGCCGCUGGAGGUGCUCCUGGAGGCUUCUCCAGACAAUGCCACCAUCCAACAGAAGCGAGACUUCCAGUCUGAGGUUCUGCUUUCCACCAUGGAAAUAUUUCACGUGACGAGUGGAGGUCGUGCACCGAUGCUCAGAGGCAGUAGAGAGCCUCAGCCAAAUGCAGAAGCUGCUGCUGCCCCUUCCCUUGCCAACAUCUCCCACUUCACCCAGAAGCUGGUGGAGAAGCUGUACAGUGGAAUGUUCUCAGCAGACCCCAGACACAUCCUUCUCUUCAUCAUGGAACACAUCAUGGUGGUCAUCGAGAACACCUCUUCUCAGAAGGACAGUAUCAUCAGUGCUUUAUACAGCAGUUUAAAUAAAGUCAUUCUGUAUUGCCUCUCCAAGCCGCAGCAGUCCCUUUCUGAAUGCCUCAGCCUUCUCAACGUCCUGGGCUUUCUUCAGGAACACUGGGACAUUAUCUUUGCCACCUAUAAUUCCAACGCCAGCUUCCUCCUGUGUCUCAUGCAUUGUCUUCUGCUGCUCAGUACAAGAAGUUAUCCAGAAGGAUUUGGACUGGAAUCCAAGCCUAGAGUGACUCCUUAUCAUCAAGUCUUUCUUUCUCCAAAUGAAGAAUCGAGAGAAAAAAGAGAGGAAGAAUUCCCAAGCUUGAACGAUGUCCAGCACAACAUCCAAAAGGUGGUGCGGACUCUCUGGCAACAGCUCGUGGCACAGAGACGGCAGGAACUGGAGGAUACCGUCAAGAUUGAUCUUUCUGUGAAACCGGGAGAGAGCGAAGUGAAGAUUGAGGAGGUCACCCCACUCUGGGAGGAGACGAUGCUCAAGGCCUGGCAGUACUACCUAGCAUCUGAAAAGAAGUUGGUGGCCAGUCGCUCGAAUGUGGGACACCACAGCAAAGUUUCUUCAUGGAGUGGAAGCUUGUCCUCAGCCAUGAGGCUGAUGCCUGGGCGGCAGACCAAGGACCCUGAGUGCAAAGCAGAGGACUUCGUGUCAUGUAUCGAGAACUAUAGACGAAGAGGACAGGAACUAUAUGCAUCUCUAUACAAAGAUCACGUACAGAGGCGGAGAUGUGGCAACAUCCAGGCAGCCAAUGCCUGGGCCAGGAUCCAGGAGCAGCUUUUUGGGGAACUGGGCUUGUGGGGUCAGACGGCAGAUGCCACACCGUGCCCCCAGUGGGAGCUGGACUGGAGAGAAGGACCUGCUCGUAUGAGGAAACGCCUCCGACGCCUGUCUCCACUGGAAGCCCUGAGUCGGGAAAGGCUCAAGGAAAGCCAAGACAGAAAUGGUGAUAUUUCUCAAAUAAAUGUUGAAAACCAAGAUGAGUUGACACCAAAGGAAGCCGAGGGCGAGAGGGACGAGUUGGCAGACUGCACCCAGCUGACCUUCUUCCCUGCCUUACAUGAAAGCCUGCACUCCGAGGAUUUCUUGGAACUGUGUCGGGAAAGACAAGUUAUUUUACAAGAACUUCUUGAUCAUGAAAAGGUAACACAGAAGUACUCCCUGGUCAUCGUGCAGGGCCACCUGGUCUGUGAAGGGCUCCUGCUCUUUGGCCAGCAACACUUCUACAUCUGCGAGAACUUCACGCUCUCUCCCAUGGGUGACGUCUACUGCACCCGCCACUGCUUAUCCAACAUCAGCGAUCCAUUCAUUUUCAACAUGUGCAGCAAAGACAGGUCCUCUGAUAACUACUCGUGUCAGCGUCACAGCUACGGUGACCUCAGGGAGCUCCGGCAGGCGCGCUUCCUCCUGCAGGAUAUUGCCUUGGAAAUCUUCUUCCAAAAUGGAUAUUCCAAGUUUCUUGUCUUCUACAACAGUGAUCGGAGUAAGGUCUUCAAGAGCUUCUGCUUUUUCCAACCCAGCUUGAAAGGAAAAAGCUUCACGGAGGACCCACUUAAUCUAAGUCUUCCGUACAGGUCGCAGAGAGCAAGACAAGCUUUCCCCCAUUGGACACAAUCCUUGCACCUAACACAGUGCCUCAUAAGGAGAUACCCCGGCUCCGACAGGACCAUGCUGCAGAAGUGGCAGAAAAGGGACAUCAGCAAUUUUGAGUAUCUCAUGCACCUCAACACCAUGGCUGGGAGGACCUACAAUGACUACAUGCAGUAUCCAGUGUUUCCCUGGGUCCUGGCCGACUACAGCUCGCAGACAUUGAACUUGACGAAUCCGAAGACUUUUCGGGAUCUUUCGAAGCCCAUGGGGGCUCAGACCAAGGAAAGGAGGCUGAAAUUCAUCCAGAGGUUUAAAGAAGUUGAAAAGACUGAAGGAGACAUGACCGUUCAGUGCCACUACUGCACUCACUAUUCCUCAGCCAUCAUUGUCGCCUCCUACCUGGUCCGGAUGCCACCCUUCACCCAGGCCUUCUGCUCUCUGCAGGGUGGAAGCUUCGAUGUGGCAGAUAGAAUGUUCCACAGCAUGAAGAAUGCAUGGGAGUCAGCCUCCAGAGAGAACAUGAGUGACGUCAGGGAGCUGACCCCAGAGUUCUUCUACCUGCCCGAGUUCCUGACCAACUGCAAUGCUCUGGAGUUUGGCUGCAUGCAGGAUGGAACAGCACUGGGAGACGUGCAACUCCCUCCCUGGGCUGAUGGGGACCCUCGGAAAUUCAUCAGCCUGCACAGACAGGCUUUGGAAAGUGACUUUGUCAGUGCCAACCUGCACCACUGGAUAGACCUCAUUUUUGGGUACAAGCAGCAGGGCUCAGCCGCAGUGGAGGCUGUUAACACCUUCCACCCCUACUUCUAUGGUGACAAAAUGGACCUCGGCAGCAUCAGAGACCCGCUGAUCAGAAGCACCAUCCUGGGGUUUGUCAGCAACUUUGGACAGGUGCCCAGACAGCUCUUUACGAAACCCCACCCGGCCAGAACCGCUGCAGGGAAGCCCUCCCCUGGCAAGGAUGUCUCUACACCUGCCAGCCUGCACGGCCACCCACAGCCCUUCUUCUACAACUUGCAGUCGCUGAGGCCCUCCCAGGUCACGGUCAAAGAUAUGUACCUUUUCUCUCUAGGCUCGGAAUCCCCCAAAGGAGCCAUCGGCCACAUCGUCCCCACGGACAAGACCAUCUUGGCCGUGGAGACAAACAAGAUGCUGCUGCCUCCUCACUGGAGCAGGACCUUCAGCUGGGGCUUCGACGACUUCAGCUGCUGCCUGGGCAACUAUGGCUCUGACAAGAUCCUGAUGACCUUCGAGAACUUGGCCCCCUGGGGCCGCUGUCUGUGUGCCGUGUGCCCAUCCCCCACCAUGAUCAUCACCUCCGGGGCCAGAGCUGUGGUGUGCGUGUGGGAGCUCAGCAUAGCCAAAGGCCGCCCCACAGGCCUGCGGCUCAAACAGGCCUUGUAUGGACACACGCAGGCUGUCACAUGCCUGGCAGCCUCAGUCCCCUUCAACCUCCUGGUGAGUGGCUCCCAAGACCGCACCUGCAUUCUGUGGGACCUGGACCGCCUUACCCACGUGUCCCGCCUGCCCGCCCACAGGGAGGGCGUAUCGGCUAUUGCCAUCAGUGACAUCUCGGGCACCAUUGUUUCCUGUGCGGGAGCCCACUUGUCCCUGUGGAAUGUCAAUGGACAACCCCUGGCCAGCAUUACCACGGCCUGGGGCCCAGAAGGAGCCAUAACCUGCUGCUGCGUGAUGGAGGGGCCAGCAUGGGACACAAACCAUGUGAUCGUCACUGGGAGUCAAGAUGGCAUGGUCCGGAUCUGGAAGACUGAGGAUGUGAAGAUGUCUGUUCCCAGGCAGGCAGCACCAGAGGAGCCCUGGGCUCUCCCUCCAAGCCCCAGAGGUCAUAGGUGGGAGAAGAAUCUUGCCCUUUGCAGGGAGCUGGAUGUCAGCGUUGCUCUGACGGGGAAGCCCAACAAGACCAACUCUGCAGUGACAGCUCUGGCCGUGUCCAGAAACCAGACCAAACUCCUGGUUGGUGAUGAAAAGGGAAGAAUAUUUUGCUGGUCAGCAGAGGGGUAGGAAGCACUGGCUGAGCAGCCGUGUGCCCUGAGGGGCAGCAGCAGACGGAAGGCACGUGGAUGCUGACCUUGGGGCAAAAAGGAAACCUGCAGAGACUCCCUUCGGCGAAGUCCCCGAGGAGGGGGCCGCUGGCUGCCAGAGCGCCACCUCCCGCGCCCCUGCAGGGCUAUGGCCUCCGGCCUUGCCCUGUACAAGGAUGCACUUCUACAAAAUGGAUACACAUGGGUAUGGAGGCUGACAGCAAGCUGGAAGCCAUGACCUUCAAGUGCCCAUCAUCACAAGAGAUCACACAUGACUCACCUUUCAAAGGGCUUAUUACACUGAAAAAAACAUUGGGUCGCUUACUAAUGGGAGGUACUGUAUUGUAAUUUUAUUAAAAAAAAACCUAUUUUCCAAA
Phacochoerus africanus (Common warthog) is the source of this 10289-nucleotide messenger RNA. RefSeq names its product WDFY family member 4 (gene WDFY4). Gene Ontology annotation, molecular function: protein binding. Bases 254 to 9892 code for a protein of 3212 amino acids. The transcript has 63 exons. NCBI's taxonomy places the organism in Eukaryota, Metazoa, Chordata, Mammalia, Artiodactyla, Suidae. The record is from RefSeq and is a predicted model, not a curated record.